This is a messenger RNA of Aspergillus uvarum CBS 121591, 2076 nucleotides long. Its product is annotated as glycoside hydrolase family 2 protein. Gene Ontology annotation, biological process: carbohydrate metabolic process. Gene Ontology annotation, molecular function: hydrolase activity, hydrolyzing O-glycosyl compounds. Bases 71 to 1993 code for a protein of 640 amino acids. Lineage: Eukaryota; Fungi; Ascomycota; Eurotiomycetes; Eurotiales; Aspergillaceae. The transcript is spliced from 3 exons. The record is from RefSeq and is a predicted model, not a curated record.
AACAAACUCACCCACCCACCACAAUCACACCAACACAAUACUCAUACUCAUCUCCUACUCCCCGAAGAAAAUGCCCUACCCCCGCCCCGACUUCACCCGCCCAACCCCAACCUGGCACCCCCUCAACGGACCGUGGACCUUCCGCUUCGACGACCGCGACGACGGCCUCACGCAGCACUGGCCGCACCACGGCCUGCCCACAACCCCACCAACAACAACCAUCACCGUCCCCUACGCCUUCCAAACGCCCGCCUCGGGCCUGAACCUCCACGAGCCCCACGAGAUCCUGUGGUACGAGCGACGCAUCACCGACAUCCGCUCGCCCGCGCAGCUGAAAAGGGGCGACCGGCUGCUCCUCCGCUUCGGGGCGGUGGAUUACGAGUGUUCUGUUUGGGUUGGGGGGGUUCAUGUGGGGGGGCAUCGCGGGGGGCAUGUUCCUUUUGAUCUGGAUGUUUCUGAUGCCUUCACUGACCCUGGGGAUAAGGAGGAGGGCGAGGGAACCAGGGUGACGAUCCGCGUGCGCGACUCGCCGACGGACCUGACGCAGCCCCGUGGUAAGCAGUUCUGGGGUCCGGUCGCGGAGGGGAUCUUCUACACCCCUACCAGUGGCAUUUGGUUGGAUGUGUGGGCUGAGAGUGUUCCCUGCACCAGAAUUGGGGGGCCGAGCGAGGGGACUGUCUUGCGCGGGGAUGAUAUCGAGGGUGGGAGGUUGCAGGCGAGCGUGGCGGUGGUGGGACGGAGGGUUGGAGCGAAAGCGGAGGUCGAGGUGGAGACGAGGUUAAGCGGAGUGAGGGUUGGUUCUGUGCGGGUUGCGUUGGGGGAUAAGGAUCGGGUGAAUUUGGAUGUGGAUGUGCGGGUUAAGGAUCCGGGAGUGAUGAUGGGGCAGAAGGGGCUUGGGGUGGAGGGGUGUUGGCGCGAUGGGGUUGCGCUGUGGGCGCCGGAGCACCCCGUGCUCUAUGAUGUGACCAUCCGGUUGUUCGAUGCAGACGGGGGGGUGGUGGAUGAGGUGGUGACGACGGCGGGGAUGCGGCGCAUUGACUGGAGCACCGGCGAUGGAACGUUCCGUACCAACGGGAAGCCGUGUUUCCUGGUGCUGGUGCUGGAUCAGGGCUACUGGCCUGACACCGGGUUGACGCCGCCGUCGCAGGAGGCGCUGCGGACCGACAUCGAGCUGGCGAAGAAGAUGGGCUUUACCGGGUGUCGGAAGCACCAGAAGGUCGAGGAUCCGGUGUUUCUGUACUGGGCCGACCGUUUGGGGUUCCUGGUAUGGGGGGAGAUUGCCAAUGCGUAUGAGUUUAGCGAUGAGUACGUCGCGCGUUUCAAUAGUGAGUGGAUGGAGGCGGUGCAGAGGGAUAUCAACCAUCCGUCGAUCGUGGCCUGGACGCCGUUCAACGAGAGUUGGGGGUAUCCUUCGUUGAAGAAUAAUGUCGAACAGCGGAACCACAUUCGUUCGGUGUACUAUAUGACCAAAACCCUCGACCCGACUCGUCCCAUCAACGACAACUGCGGCUGGGAGCACGUCCUCACCGAUCUCACCACCUACCACGACUACACCGAUUCUACCGAGCUUGCCGCCACCUGUGCAGACCUUACACAGGGUAUUCUCGGCCCUAAGGCUGACCAUGACAUGUUUGUGCCGGCCGUGAACGGCGAUGCAGGCGCCAAGCACACACCUGGCGCUCCGGUCAUCUGCUCCGAGUUUGGUGGCGUGAACAUCACUCCUGCCCAGGGCACGGCCGCAGGGGAGCGGGACUGGGGCUACACGACGGCGAGUGAUCCCGGGGACCUCCUGGCACGUCUGGAACGGUUGGUGAUGGCGGUUGUCAAGGGGGGACAUACGUGUGGGAUGGUUUAUACACAGCUCUGUGACAUUGAACAAGAGGUGAACGGGCUCUACUCGUAUGACCGCAAGGAAAAGGUGCCCGCGGAGCGAGUCAAGGCAAUCAUGGAUGCAGCGCAGCGGCACUACCAUGGGCACGUAGGGCCAAAAUAGGCAUACCCUAGUCUAAUUAGUAGAAGACAAUACUUUAUGUGCUCAACACCGCAGCCCACAAUGAAAUACCAUACACUUUUCAC